Messenger RNA from Saccharomyces kudriavzevii IFO 1802, 1686 nucleotides. It is a transcript of the gene DDE1, whose product is annotated as Dde1p. The transcript has a single exon. The coding region runs from base 1 to 1686 and encodes 561 amino acids. Lineage: Eukaryota; Fungi; Ascomycota; Saccharomycetes; Saccharomycetales; Saccharomycetaceae. The record is from RefSeq and is a predicted model, not a curated record.
AUGGAUUGGUCGUUUCUAUUACAACUACUAGUAACACUAUUGGUAAUUCUACUAGGUGCCAACUGGUUGUUAAGCUCUUUCCUACUGGAUUUUAAGAGAGAUUUGACGGCGGUGGCCUUGGCCCAGCAAUCCAGCAUAUCCAGUGUUCGUAACGAGAAUGAAACAGCAUACUAUAGAAGUAUUCUAGUGCCUACUGGAUUCCCCUUGACUACAGGAUUAGGGCUCUCUUUGAAGUAUAAGAUAAGAAAUGGUAACUUUGGGGAUGUUUGGAAUGCGAUAAUGGAAAUUUCCAAGGGAAAAAAUACUAUUCGGUUGAUAGGGGACGAUAAAAGACAUUCAUUGGGUGAACUCAAUGGCAUGGCCAAACGCCUAUUUCGGAAACUUUCUGCUGAUAGCUAUAAGAAUAUUGGUAUUUCUAAUUCCAUUGCCACUGUAGAAGGGUUUACUCUCGCUCUGGCUUCUAUGAUGACCACUAUAAAGACAGGUUCCAUACCUCAUUUUUUGCCAGCAGUUCCUAGGCAGCGAGUGGAGGAUCUUGACGUUCUGGUCAUCGAUUCAUGGAGAUCUUUCAAGAUGUUAAACGGCAGCGAGAGUUGGUACAAGCUGAUCAUUGUCUGUGAUGACCCUAAAAAGGCACCACAACUUGGUACGAAAAAUGAUAAUGUUGUUACUUGGAAAGGACUUGUAGACGGCUUUGUUUACGAUUCGGAGUUCCGCUAUACGCCGCAAGAUGACAACUCCGAUGAUAAGAAACUUUUUGCAUACGUAACUUCCCCGUGGAAUGGAACCAAUAGCUUCAAUCAGAUCUGUCUAGUGAGUAACAUUGCGGAAUUCAUCAAAAGCUUCCCCUUGAAUAAUGAAUUGACUAGCAGUGAACAUUUAUCAAUUUCAGCAAAACUAGCAAGCUCCAGCGCAAGCUUACAAAUAUGGGGGAAGCUUUUUGCUGUCUUAUUACAUGGUGGAUCUGCAUCAUUUACUAAGCAAGCAACUUUGGAUUGCAAGUCAGUUCAAGAAUCUACACUAUUAUUUAUUGAAACGGAACAGAUCAUUAAAUUAAUGAACUCUACUUCAAAAAGCGGUUUGCUGCAUAAAAUUUACUUAUCCUGGGCCACCAAUUUGCUGAGCGAAGGCAUCUUUACUAAAAUCGCCGAAGUCGAGCCAAAUUCUCUUAAAAAAUUAAGAUGUGUUUAUUUAGCAGAUUAUGUGAAAGAUGCUGAGGUUAUCUCAACGUUUUCGGAAAAGAUUCCUCAAUUGAAGAAGAUUAAUCAAAGAACCACCCCAAGCACUGAGCAAUUGAAUAAAUUAAGGGCACAGUUGGGAUCCCGUGUGGUUCUAGAGUUAUACUGUCCAUACCUUAUCAUGGGGCCCGUAGCACAUACGAAUUUUUAUGAUUAUAGAGUUUUUGAGAAAUCAGUGGAUGAUAGCGUUGUUUGUUAUGGACCAUUGGGCACGACUCUAGAGGGUAAAAUGGUGGAAACGGAAACAAACCCACUUUUGAACGUAGAGAAAAGACAGGGUAUGUUGUGUAUUCGUGGCUUUAACAUAGGAAAACCAACAGACCCAGAUCGUUUAAAACAAGCCAUGAAUUUAGCCGAGAAAUUUGGAGGAGGUGAAGGCUGGAUGCCUCUGGUUAACGUGUUUGGAUUAUGGGGCCAGGAUGGUUGCCUAUACACCUAUAACCAGUAA